This is a messenger RNA of Colletotrichum higginsianum IMI 349063, 1431 nucleotides long. Its product is annotated as Ring finger domain-containing protein. Gene Ontology annotation, molecular function: zinc ion binding. The transcript is spliced from 2 exons. The record is from RefSeq and is a predicted model, not a curated record. NCBI's taxonomy places the organism in Eukaryota, Fungi, Ascomycota, Sordariomycetes, Glomerellales, Glomerellaceae. Bases 1 to 1431 code for a protein of 476 amino acids.
AUGGCCGACGUGUCGCCUCCGCCCGCCACCCUCCAACAUGACGAGAAGCGGUGCUUUAUCUGUCUCAUGGAUGAGAACGAGUCCGGCUCCUCCGAGUCCGCCUGGGUCGACCCGUGCCCCUGCACCCUCGAGGGCCACCAGGACUGCAUGAUCCAGUGGGUGACGGAGCUGGAGCGCGAGGGCAAGGAGAUCCGCUGUCCCGUCUGCAAGGCCGUCAUCAACGUCGACGAGCCCUACGACCCGGCCCUUGCGCUCAACAACCGGAUCUACAAGACAUUUAGCAAGAUGUCGCCCGGACUGAUCCUCGGGGGCCUCGGCGCCGGCACCUGGGUCAGCCUCGCCAUGUACGGCAACAUCGCGGUGCGCGUCUUCGCUGGGCCCGAGGCUACCUAUCGGUUUUUCUUCAAUGACAACAACCCACGGGGCAUACCCAUGGUCAACUGGAUCCACGUUGCCAUCCUGCCCACGAUUGCGCCUGCCCUGAUCCUGGGCCAGUCGUUCCCCGUCUUGGGUAACGUUUUCUUCAUGCCCGCGGCUGCGUUGUAUGGCGUCUUUCACAUGGCGCGCGACGACCACUUCUUCUCCUGGCCCCCCUCACCCCAGCUCGCCGCGGCGUGCUUCCCCUACAUCAGAGCUGUGUACAACAAUCUCUACCAGGAGUUCGUCACCCCGUACGAGAAAAAGUGGGAGCGCAGGAUGGCAGGCCUGCCCGAACCAGUGGCACCGCCACCGCCAGCGAACAACAGACCCGCAGGGAACCGUCAGCGUCGGCCCGCUGGGAACAAUGACGGUGCCAACAACGAUGACAGGAACGUCGGCAUCGUCGGGGGUCUGCUCGAUGCGGCUAUCGACAUGCUGGACAUCCCCGAGGUUGGGAUGGCAGUCGAAGUCGAGGAGAUCGAGAUGGGUGAAGAGCAAGGCGUCGCGCAUCUCGAGAUUCUCGUGGAGCCGCUCGAAGACGAAGCGGCAGAGAGGGAAAACGCCGCCAGGGAGGUCGCGGAUGUCAUCGCCGAGCAGCAGGCUCACCUGAACGAGCAACCGGUGGCGAUCCAGCAACCUGCGCAGCCCGCGCAACCGGCGCCCGCGGCCCCUCGUCAGCGAGGCAUUCAAGCCAGUCUCCGGGAUGUCACGAACACACUGGCAAGCACGCUGCUCCUGCCCAUGCUUUCGGCCGGCAUGGGCGAACUUCUCCGCCUGGUGCUGCCCCAGCACUGGACCACGCCGGUGGGUGGCUUCGGUCGGUUCAAGGUGCGGACUGGCCUGCUGCAGGACCAAUGGGGCAGGAAUCUCGUCGGCGGCUGCAUGUACAUCGUCCUGCGCGACGCUUUCCGACUCUACACAAAGUACCGUAUGGCCCAGAAUAAGCCUCUGCGCCGAGUUCGGAACGUGGACCGCCUAAGGAAUCAUGCCGCGUCGUCCACUUCUGCGUAA